AUGCCUCCCGGACCGCCAACAUCACCAGUCCCCAGCCCCCCACAUUCGUCCACACUGACGGUGGAUUUGGUUCCAGAUUUCUCGGACGAUGUGGUUUCUUACAAUCCAACUGCAAACCCAAGCACGGAGAAACGUUUACCGAAUUUGACUGCUGCGCUUUGCACACGGCUUCGUCGUCGUAGAAAUGCGAUUUGUGCUCAUUCAACCUUAGGUCAGGGACUGAAGGAUUUCUUCGCAUCUUAUGUGAUGUCCCAUUUAACAGACUCCAUGACCUCUUCGCUCAAUCUAGAUUCGAACACUGAGGUUGGCACUUUGGAUACUGCCAGCGGGUCUACAGGAUGUUCGCAUUUGACACUCCGAUCUCGUUUGUCAUGCAGUCCACCAACUCUUUCCCCGUUUUCCAAUAAUACUGAGACAUCGAUGGAAUGA
This is a messenger RNA of Echinostoma caproni, 429 nucleotides long. Lineage: Eukaryota; Metazoa; Platyhelminthes; Trematoda; Plagiorchiida; Echinostomatidae. The record is from the annotation of a GenBank genome assembly.